Molecule: messenger RNA, 6050 nt
Organism: Larimichthys crocea (large yellow croaker)
Lineage: Eukaryota; Metazoa; Chordata; Actinopteri; Sciaenidae
Gene: capn7
Product: calpain 7
Exons: 21
Coding region: 268-2748 (826 amino acids)
Biological process (GO): proteolysis
Molecular function (GO): calcium-dependent cysteine-type endopeptidase activity
Source: RefSeq, a predicted model, not a curated record
UCGUGUUUUUACCGGAAACAACAUGGUUGUUUUGGUAAUGGUUUGUAGUCAUCUGUCAGGAGGCGAAGCAAAACUUUAACCAGCUGGUUUUAACUAACGCGGGAGUGAGGUCGCCUGGCGGGAAUACAUGUACUAUGCUUUCUCCGAGUCCAUGAAACGAACCGCGUCCCAGCUGAAAGUCAGACAUUGUGUUUAAUUUGGGUUUAACUCGCGGGUAGCUUAGCGGUUAGCUCGCCUGUUAGCUGCCGGGCCGGGUCAGGGUUCGGCAUGGACUGCGCGGCGCUCGAACUCGACGCUGUCAAAUUUGCCAAAACAGCCGUCACCUACGACCAGAACGGCAAACACAACGAGGCUGUGUUCUACUACAAGGAGGCAGCCCAGGCCCUGAUAUAUGCUGGUAUGGCCGGGUCCAAACUGGAGGGAAUCCAGGACAAAGUGAAUGAGUACUUGGACCGGGUUCAAGCCCUCCACAAUGCUGCCCAGGCACAGAAGAUCGAUCCGCUGAAGUCCCGGCAGCAGGUGGACCUGGAGCGCGCUCACUUCCUGGUCACCCAGGCCUUUGAAGAAGAUGAGAAGGGAAACGAUGAUGAAGCCAUUGAACUGUAUACUCAGGCUGUGGAGCUGUGCAUCAACACUUCCAAUGAGACAUCAGACCAGGCGCUCCAGACCAAGCUGAAGCAGCUAGCACGUCAGGCUUUAGAAAGGGCGGAGGGUCUUAAAGAUUCCCAGUCCAAAUCAGCUGCCGCUCAGACUCAGGACAGGACAGGUACUUCUGGAAACAAGCCCAGCAGUGCGGGCAGUUCUGGAGGACCGGUCCGCCAGUUUUUCCCUCUCGGGACAGACUUCUCCCUCCAUGACCGUCCACAACCCCAGCCGGUCCGAGCGGUCCAGUCCAGCGAACCUCAAGGUCAGCGCUACACGUCCGAGGAGAUCGAGGUGCUCAGGAGUACAUCUACAAUCAAUAGCAUCGCCUAUGUGCCCUUCAUGAGUGUGGAUCUGAGGGAGCGAUUUGCCUUUCCUGUCCCGUUCUCGGACAAAAUGGGGAAACUGGCACUGUCACCCAAACAGAAAGCCAUCUUCUCUCGCUGGGUCCGGCCGGACGAGAUCUGCAAUAACCCCACCAUGAUCAUGUCCGUGUCCAGCUUCAGCAUCAAACAGACGGUGGUGUCUGACUGUUCGUUUGUGGCGUCGCUAGCCAUCAGUGCAGCCUAUGAGAGGCGUUACAACAAGAAACUCAUUACCAGCGUCAUCUACCCUCAGAACAGACGAGGGGAACCGGAGUAUAACCCCUGUGGGAAGUACAUGGUCAAGCUUCACAUCAACGGAGUUCCCAGGAAGGUGAUUAUAGACGACUACCUGCCGGUGGAUCGUAACGGAGAGCUGCUGUGCUCCUACUCCAGCAACCGGAACGAGCUCUGGGUCUCCCUGAUAGAGAAGGCCUAUAUGAAGGUGAUGGGAGGCUACGACUUCCCUGGCUCCAACUCGAACAUCGACCUGCAUGCGCUCACUGGCUGGAUCCCCGAACGCAUCGCGAUGCACUCAGACAAUCAGUCAUUCAGCAAAGACGACACUUUCCGCAUGCUCUUCCAGAGGUUUCACAGGGGUGACGUCCUCAUCACCACAGCAACAGGCGUGAUGACAGAGGAAGAAGGGGAGAGAUGGGGUCUAGUUCCAACACACGCCUACGCUGUUCUUGACAUCCGGGAUUACAAGGGAAUGCGUUUCCUGCAGCUGAAGAAUCCGUGGAGUCACCUGCGGUGGAAGGGGCGCUACAGCGAGCGUGACGAGAAGAACUGGACACCCGAACUCCUCAAAUACCUCAACUUUGACCCCAAGACGGCACAGAAGUUUGACAACGGUGUUUUCUGGAUCGCAUGGGAGGACCUUUGUCAGUACUAUGAUGUCAUCUACCUGAGCUGGAACCCCGCCCUGUUCAGAGAGUCCUCCUGUAUUCACAGUAGCUGGGAUGGGAAGCAGGGCCCAGUGAAGGACGUCUACAGCCUGGCCAACAACCCCCAGUACAAGCUGGAGGUCCAGUGUCCAGCAGGGGGAGCUGCUGUGUGGGUGCUGCUCACCAGACACAUCACUGACAAGGAUGAUUUUGCACAAAACAGGGAGUUUAUCACCCUCGUUGUUUACAAGACGGACGGGAAGAAGGUGUACUACCCAGCGGACCCCCCUCCUUACAUCGACGGCAUCCGCAUCAACAGCCCGCAUUACCUGACCAAGAUGAGGCUGACCAGCGCAGGGACACACACCUUCACGCUGGUGGUCUCCCAGUACGAGAAACAGAACACCAUCAACUACACACUGCGGGUGUACUCCGGAUGCAAAUUCACCUUCUCCAAGAUCCUGAAUCCUUUCACUCAUACCAAACGGAUCAACGGUCAGUGGAAAGGGGUCAGCGCUGGAGGUUGUGGGAACUAUAAGGAUUCCUACAAACACAACCCGAUCUACCAGAUUAACCUGGAGCGGUCGGGCCCGCUGCUUGUCGAGCUCAGAGGAUCCAGGCAGUACAGCGUUGGUUUCGAGAUGGUGACGGUGUCGACGGUGGGGGAUCCGGGCGCGGCUGCCUUCCAGAAAAAGAGCAGCGGAGAUUACAGAUGUGGUUUCUGCUACAUGGAGGCGGAAUACGUCCCAGCAGGCAUCUACAACGUCAUCCCCACCACCUUCUUGCCCAAACAGGAAGGACCCUUCUUUUUGGACUUUGCCAGCACCGCGCCCCUCAAGGUCUCCCAGCUCCAAUGAAGAUGGAGCUGGAGAGAGAAUGGGGGGCAAGGGGUUGGGAGAGAGGUACUUAUAGAGAAACUGAAACUUUGGAUGUGAUGAGGCCUCAAUACAACACAAAGAGUCCGAAAUGUGACCUCGACAACCCUCGCUGCAACCUUCGCUGAGGUACUCUAAAUGGACAGAUUGUGGACUUCAACUUCAACGUUGACUCGACGGUAUCAGUCAGAUAUCAGACAGUCAUGGUGAAGGAAUAAAUUAUUACUAAAGAAUCAUCAAAAGGAACUUCAAUACGGAAUGAAACCCAUCAACAGUCAAUAAAAUGCACUUUCACCAAAAUAUAAACAAAGAAAUAGUGACGAGAGCAGCUGUACCUCCUUUUGCCAUAACACCAUAGAUACAGUAUCUGUAGAGCUGAGCUCACGGCUGCAGCUGCAACGUGAAUAAUAAUUAGCAUCGAUAUCGUUGGAUCUUGUGAGAGUGAAGAAGUUAACAGGGUUGAAAUGAACAUCAGCCAUGAGCUGCAGCAAAUUCUUUUCAGGUUCUGUUUUGCUGCAAUGAGUCCAAAAGUGGAAAUGUUUUAGCAGUUUGAGAGCGAGCUUAAGUCUUUCGUGGUUUGACGUCUUGGAGAAUAGCGAGCUUCCAUCCAAACCAACCCUGAGAAUGAACAGACCUGAUCACCACCCAGCAUCAGUGAAACUGGACAAUGUUUCUGGAACAACCACCUUGUUCUUCUGUUAGAAAAUCAGGCCAAGUGAGGCAGCUGUAGGAAAGGUUCACGUUGAUGUCUCAAUAAAAUAGAGAUAUGAAAGGACAGCUGAGUCCACUAAAUUCAUACAUGACCGUGCCAGGGUUAUGUCUAUACGUCAUAUUAUGUCUCCACGCAAAGCAAAAAACAACAACACAAUAAAAUAAGAUAAUAAACUAGUCAGCAGAAAGAAAUAAAAUGUCAAGUUCAGGCUCAACAGGAUAAGAGAAGAAGAAACCAGCUCAGGCUUGAGAUGCUCUCUACUGCAAAACAGCUGGAAUUCGAAGUUGUUUCAUGCAAUGAGUUAUUGGUUUUCCCCAUCAGACUUGGUGACUUCUUGUCAUCCAGUUUGUCUCCCAGGUGGAAAGGACAGUCGGUUUCCUCAUUUUAUUCUCAGGAGCAGUGCAGCAGAGCAGCACCACAGGGAAUCCAGUCACGUCAGCAUUUGAAUGAUGUCUCUUCAUGUUGUCUGCGUUAGCCCGAGUUCACUGACAGGUAUCACACACUGUAUGUGUGUGUCAAUGUUUGAUUGUCACUGUCGACCUUCUACAGGUUGAAAUGUAAAUGUUUUGCCAAGUACACAUCCUCAGUUUACCUUUUUGUUGACGUACAGCACUUUUUUUCCCCCUCAUUUUAUUUGAAUAUGUCGCUUUGUUUCUUCAUCGCAGUUUUCAGAAGGCCGAUCAUCGCCCUUGUUUUCAGUGCCGAAAGUCUCUUGGGCGAUGCGCUGCUGUGUUCUGUGUUGCUCAUCUCUGCAACAUUCGCAAAGCUUUGGCAACAGCAUCUGUUGCAGUCACGGUGGAUUUCCUGAAUGAUGUGUCUGGAUGUUGCGGGGUGAGAACAUCCAGGAAGUUCAUCGUGUGGAAGCAGUCAGCCAAUCUCACACUUGAACAUGCAGACAAGCACCGAAAGACUUUCCGACACUUAAAAACGAGAAACAAUGAUGGCGUUGCCUUUGAAUUGACUUGCAACUUGCUGCUAGUAAAGGUUGCUUUUCUUUUCAGUUGCAGAAAAUUAGACUGACUCUAAAAAAAUCUUAGUUUUGAGGGAACAAAGUUUGAUAAAUAGUAUUAACUCAAAGUCCACUUCCACCUUUUUAAACCACAUCAGUGAACAGAGGUUGCUCUGCAAAGGCCCUGGAAAAGGCUUGUAAGUGGACUUGAGUUCAGAUUUUGUGUUUUUGUCAAACUUUUGAAACCUUUGCGAUGCCCUUUAGUUGCAGAUGUUUGCGUGCUGAGUUAAUGGUGAAUCUGACUGCAGUGAACUACAGAGGGUUGUGUUGCUGUUGAGGCUGCUGUGCAUGUUGUCACACACAAGUCUCUGAGCACGACGCACAGCUUUAAGCUGCUGUAGUAAAUGUUAAGCAUGCCUAAUGCACAAACAGUCUGCAACCAGUGAUUAUUUUAGUCUCAUUAUUUCCUCGUUUAGUUUAUGAAGUGUCUCCACGUUGCUUGUUUUUGUCCGACCGACAAUGCAAAACCAAAAAAAUAUUCAAGUUUACUGUACAGCGAUAUAAAACACAGAAAAGCAGCAAAUCAUCACGUCUGAAGCUGGAUGUUUUAAAAUUCAUUUUUCCUGUCGUUUGAUUGUUCGAUUUAAUCGACUAAUUUCUUUUUCGCUCCGCUGCGACCCCUGUAAUUCAUUUAUUUUCACAUUAUUCCAUCUGUAACUUCUUUAGUCCAGCUGGAGCUGUGAUAAACUGGUUCAUAGUAACGCUUCUGGGGAGCAUGGUUUUAAUUUUCACCCAUAAUAACUGUUAACAAUAAUUCAUAGUAAAACCAGUGUUGAUUGGUUGUUGACUGUGGAUGAAGUAAUAAUGCUGGUGUGCUAAAAGGUUUUCAGAGUUGAAUAUAGCUUUAAAUAUCCAUCGCCAAGCACUUCUGUCAAAUAUUUGUUGAUAAUGAUAAUUCAUUGUUAUGAAUGCCAUGUCUUUCUGUUGCCAUAUUCAUGUCUUUUCAAUUGCCAAGAAGCAGAGUCAUUUAAAUAUGCAGCAGGACAAUCUUGCAGCAACCUGUUGUAUGAAUGUUGAUGUAAUGUUUGCAGAACUUGCACUAAAUGUUGGGGUAGACUGAUGUGUUCAGACUUUGAAUACAAAAAAAAUGAUAUCUGCUUCUGUCUGCGCUCUUUGAUUUAUUUAUUUGGGAGUGGAGGGGCUUUUAUUUUGAUAGAGCAACAUACAUCCUGUCUCUGGCUGACAAAAGCUAAUAUUAAUUUCAGCUGUAGUUGGAAUCUUGUGAUGUUUAAUCAGAAAAGUGUAAUCUGGAAACAUGUUGUAUGCAGACGAUACACUAUUGUACAUUAAAACAUAAAAAGGUUUGUGCUAAAACACAAACAUUUGAAGACAUUAUGGAAAGGUUAAACUUAUUCAAGGUAACUAAAGGGUCUUUGAGGGAUCGAAAGGAAACAGGUAAACCUUGAUUUCUCCUACAGAACUGUCUUUGUUAAGCUGCGAUGGCCUGUAACUGACGUUUAAACUCAAUAUUUUGCACUUACGCAAGCGGAAAUGGGAAAUGAAGAGGUAAAACAGCCACGAUUAUGAUCUAUAAUAUGUUUGAAUAAAUGCACAAAGCAGAAG